Messenger RNA from Punctularia strigosozonata HHB-11173 SS5, 2521 nucleotides. RefSeq lists its product as uncharacterized. NCBI's taxonomy places the organism in Eukaryota, Fungi, Basidiomycota, Agaricomycetes, Corticiales, Punctulariaceae. The transcript is spliced from 8 exons. The coding region runs from base 935 to 2200 and encodes 421 amino acids. The record is from RefSeq and is a predicted model, not a curated record.
CUCACUACAAGCUAGCGUCGGGCAACGGCCUGCGUCGACACUGCAAGAUCCUCUUAUCCUCGAGCUGAACGCCGGCAAAUCUCCACGAUGGAAAUCAAGCGGGACUUAACAAACCAACGCCCGAGGAAUGCCAAGGCCGAAGCUUUUCGUAGUCGUCGCGGAGCAAUAUGAAUAUAUCAACGCCAGCAAUCGAGGUGAUCAGAGGUUCGCCAAUGACUACAACUCAUGAGACCAGCAAGGGCUUGCACCGUGUACCCGAUGGCUUGCCUGAUCGCAGGGCGUCCGUUGGCGUUGAUUACCGCUGCUCUAGGCCGGGCUAAUCAGGGUCCUUCGCAGAGUAUGCUGCCGGAAUUGCGGGACGCGGUCGGUGGCUUUCCCGUGCCUAUGCAGGCCGAGCUCAUUGUCAGCUAAAGCAAUUGAGAGCUGCGUGUUAGACGAAUCCGUGCGUCCGUGUUUCCUCCUGGAAGAGGGACAGGACACGCACAUGAUCCCGCAAUGAACCACAUUCGUCCAGGCGGUGUUGUUCUCUCAUGCCGACGCGAGGCUGUGUAUUAUAUAUAGUCUCCCGCCGUACCCAACCGAACGAAUCCAACGGGAAAGGCGCUAGCACAGUCUACAACUUGAUCCCCCACCUCACGGUGUUCCUCCCCCGCAAAAGCUGGUCGCCGCGACAUGUCCGUAUGGAUGCUCCGGUGGUCAUCAGCAGCUUCAAUUGACCGUCCUUCGGCUCAAUGUGUCUGUUCAUGGGAACCAGGACUGGCGCUCUCCAGUAAAUGCGGCAAAGGAGGUUAAUCGUGCCCAAGCGCAACGCGCGUGAGGUUGCCGCACCUGCCAGAUCCAGGACUCGAAAACGUCGGCCCCGGACGGUCGGCGUGGCCGGCCGGGUUCGCGCUUUGGCGUUGGCGUUGUGGCCACUACAAAAUUCGUCUGACUCAUGCAACCCUCAACCCCUUCGCUCUCCUUCUUGUCCCUGGUCGCAAUGUGCGCGCACACUCAGUCCCAUAUGUCUGGAGGACUGUACGAGCCGGUGGUGACCACACCGAACGAAGAAUUGGAGUGCAUCGUGCGAUUUCUUGCAGCGCGCAAUCCCGUCGGUGCGGAACCCGCCAGGGUGAUGGCGGUACCCCUUGGCCAGGACGGCGGGACCGUCCCUGGCUCUGGGAAUCAGUUCUUCGCAGGUACUUGGCUUCAGACUGGAGCGGAAAUGAGAGACUCCGUCUUCACGCACAGGUCGGCUUUUCUACCGGCAUUUCACGAGAAACAUGUCGAACCUGAUCGCAGCAAUAGGUUAUUGGAUACUAUACAAGACAAGGAGUACGACCCGGCUUCGACGGCGUCAAGUCCACACAGCUUUGCACAGGUCAACAACAGCUCGUUGCACCCGGGCUAUGCGACCGCGCAGAACGGCAUCGCUCUUUGGCCUGGCAACGUAGGGGCGCGCCUAAACGAACCCGAAACUGCAGAGGGUUCCUCCGGCGACUCGGAGGAUUUCUCGUCUUUCACUACUUUCUAUGACCCGCUGCAAAUCCCUCGUUCUCGCUCGUCGCGAUCUGCGUUGGUCGCACACGCGGCAAAUUCCGGUCCCAACAACGAUCCAGUAGGCGGCGAAGGACCGGAUCAGUACAUAGAUCCACAACUCCUCGGACCAGGUCGCAACGAUGCAAUCGUUUCUUCAUCUCAACUUAUGACCAUCAACGGCCCGGGCCCCCCUCUUGCGGCUGCCUAUGUUGAAGCGGAGCUCGACGCGACUUUGGGUCCUCCCGGUUCUUCCUCGUUUGGCAUCGCCGCAAUGAUUGAAAAUGGCGGGGGCUCUCCGAGCGAUCCCGCCGGCGUACGGGGUGGACCGAACCAAGUCAUUGUCGCGUCCUUCAAAAAGCUUUGUUUGCGCCGUGCUGCAGCUUCCUACCCCAAUCCGUUCCAGCGCGCCGACAAGAAACACAUCUGCCCCGUUUGCGCGGAGAAGGGGGUGGAGCGUGCGUACUCAAGAAAGAAAGAGUAUUAUCGGCACUACCGGGACCACCACACCGGGAGCUCGCGCCUCCAUUGCCCCGUGGCCGGCUGCAAGAAGACGUUCUUACCUGGCCGUCUUUACCUACGGGCCAAGCAUGUGAACGAUGUCCACGGGGACGCCCUUUCCGUUCUCUCAUCGGAGACCGACUGCACAGUAUUCUCCUUUCUUUCCUCCCAGAUGGACGGAUGAACGCAUCGGGCUAUCGUCGUUGUCAUCUGCAUCUCAAUGGACUCUCGUCAGCCUUUCCGUCCCCCACGACAUUCAUCUCCCCCAUCGUCGGCGCAUUUAACGCCCAUCAGUGUUGUAGUCUUGCUUUACGUCGAUGCUUUCCAACUGCUUCUCGAGCUCUCACUCCUUGCUGUCUGAAUGGGUCGUCCUCACUACCCGUUCCUGUUACGGACAAGGUACCCUAAAUGUAUAUUAGCGCUGGCUCCUGUUAUGUGUUGGCGCUUCGUCGACAUAGGCUUGAUACUAGCGUAUAUCAAACAAUCCUUUGCUAUCGAAUUGUAC